AUGCACUUCAAGAACACCUUCUUGCUGGCUUCGGCCCUGACUGCGAGCACCGCUGUCGCUCGUCGUCACGGCCAUGAGCGCCGUCACGCUCACAAGGCCGAGAUUGAGGAGCCUCAGCUUCCCACCGUUACCGAUGCCCCCAAGAUUGAGGAUCGUGCCGUCGGCGAUAUCGUGACUGCCACUAUCGAUGGUGUCCUGGAGACCUGGAUCAACGAGUGGUCGGGUCAGGUUGCUGCUGAGUCCUCCUCAUCUUCGUCCUCCACCAUUGUCGUCCCGACUACCACCGCGGCUGCCGUUCCCGAGUUCACUGCUACCCCCAGCCAAGUCGAGUCCACCGUGACUCCCGUCCCUACCUCCUCUACCUCCGGUGGUAGCUGGUAUGAGGUCCCCUCCAGUGGCUCGUACUCUAGCUCUGGAUUCGGCGGUCAGUCCAAGAGCAAGACCACUGGUCUCCUCGACUGGGACUACGUCGGUAACGUCGGUAUCCCCUGGGGUAGCAACAUCAUCCAAGUCGAUGAGGCCGAUGCCAACCAGUACAAGCACGUCAUGCGUUUCGAGGGCAGUGAGACUGAGCCCUGGACUGUCGUGUUCUGGAACACCUACGGCCCCGACGGCAAGAUGGACGGCUUCUGGAAGCCCAACGCUGCUCUCUCUUUCACUCUCGAGAAGGGUGAGGUCAAGUACGUCGCUGUUGACGACAACUCCCAGGGUGGCUGGGCUGCCGCCCCUGGUGAGGACAUCCCUACCACCAACUUUGGCCAGUAUGCCGCUACCUGGGGUGAGUUUGACAUGAGCAGCGAGAAGAACGAAUACUACUCCGGCUGGGACGUUUCCUGCAUUAUCGCCGAGCUCAAUGGUCUCGACAUCCAGGGUAUGCGUAUCUGUAACCACAUGGGCGGUGACUGCUCCUACAUCGGCAAGGGUCUCGUUGGCCUCCUCAGCGCCUACACCUCUGCCGACCAGGGCAAUGACCACUUGGCCAUCGCCCAGGCCCCAGGUGCCGUCCGUCUUGUCGUCACUCUCGACUACGUCGAGUAA
Messenger RNA from Penicillium atrosanguineum, 1038 nucleotides. It is a transcript of the gene aspf4, whose product is annotated as allergen Asp F4. Gene Ontology annotation, cellular component: extracellular region. The transcript has a single exon. The record is from RefSeq and is a predicted model, not a curated record. NCBI's taxonomy places the organism in Eukaryota, Fungi, Ascomycota, Eurotiomycetes, Eurotiales, Aspergillaceae. Gene Ontology annotation, molecular function: IgE binding. The coding region runs from base 1 to 1038 and encodes 345 amino acids.